AUUAAACCGGGAGACAGUCAGGCAGCGCUUGAAGUGCCACAUCACGCAAAAGCGCACAAACACACACACAGACACACACACACUGUGUGGAAUAAUAACUACGGAUGGCUUCAAAGGUGGUGGUAUUUCUACAUGCACUGGUCGCAUCUGUAUGGUGUGCCCCUCCAAGACGAUGCGAACCCGGAGCAGAGAUUAUGGGGUGGUGCAAGGCGUCGGUGGCGGAGAAACCCAGGUGCAGUGAGGUGUUGCUAGGUUACUGCGAUGACAUGCCGUACAGCUACACCGUCUUCCCCAACCUGGUGGGCCACCGUCACCGCGGCGACGUGGAGUCCAGCGUGGAGUACCUGCUACUGAGCGUGCUCCGAUCGCUCCUCAACGGAGAGUGCUCCCCCGACCUCAGGAUGCUGGGGUGCUCGGUGCUGGCCCCUGGCUGUGACUCAGCGAGUGGUCGUGCGAAGCGUCCGUGUCGUCACGUGUGUGAGGCGGCCAGACGUCGGUGCUCGCACGCCUUCGCUACCAUCCGCAUGAACUGGCCCUACUUCCUGGACUGUGACCGGUUCUUCGUCAGCGAACAGGAGGGGUGCUACGACCCACUGGAAGGACUGAGAGGUGAGGAGACUCCAGAGAUGCUAGCGGCUAGCGUAGCGCCCCAGGAGCCGGCCACCAUCCUGCAGUUUGUGUACCACACACAUUCCCAGCUGGUGAACACACUGAAGCGCACGGCGGCCCGCUGUCCCGACAUCGCACAAACACACUCCAUCGGGCGCAGCAGUGAGGGAAAGGAGUUGCUCGUCAUUGAGUUCUCCAACAACCCUGGACAGCACGAACUAUUGGAGCCCGAGGUGAAAUACAUCGGCAACAUGCACGGUAACGAGGCGGUGGGCCGGGAGCUGCUGAUCUAUCUGGCCCAGUACCUGUGCUCCGAGUACCUGCUGGGUAACGCGCGCGUCCAGACCCUGAUCAACACCACGCGCAUACACCUGCUGCCCUCCAUGAACCCAGACGGCUACGAGAUCGCCAGCGCAGAGACACAGGUCGGAGGAGGCGGGGACUACGAUGAGGAUGCCAGGUUCGAGGGCUAUGCAACAGGGCGGGGCAACGGCCAGAACAUCGAUCUGAAUCGGAACUUUCCAGAUCUGACGUCUAUCGUCUACAACCGCCGCCGGCAAAGAUUCCACCGCACUGACCACAUCCCCAUCCCUGACCACUACUGGUUUGGUAAGACGGUGGCCCCUGAGACCUAUGCUGUGAUGAAGUGGAUGCGCUCCAUUCCGUUCGUGCUGUCUGCCAGUCUUCACGGAGGAGACCUGUUGGUGUCCUACCCCUACGACCUGUCAAAAGACCCCCAAGAGGCCAACCUACACUCACCAACACCUGACGAGCAGAUCUUUAAGCAGCUGGCGCGUGUGUAUGCAGACUCCCAUAAGUCGAUGGCUAAUAAUUACAGCGACCCCUGUGGCAGCGACUUCAUGGGCUUGGGGGUGGGCUCAGAAGGCAUCAUCAACGGGGCCCAGUGGUACAGCAUCAGAGGAGGCAUGGCGGACUUCAACUAUCUCCACACCAACUGCUUUGAGCUGACGGUGGAACUGGGCUGUGACAAAUUCCCACCAGAGGAGCAUCUCUACCGCGAUUGGCUGGACAACAAGGAAGCCCUGCUCAGCUUCCUGGAAGCCGUGCAUCGUGGCAUCAAGGGCAUUGUGAAGGACGAGGAAGGCGUGGGAAUCAAGGGGGCCAUCGUCUCCGUCAAAGGAAUACGCCACGACAUCAGCACAGCUGAUCAGGGUGACUAUUGGCGUCUGCUGACUCCAGGCAUCCACAUAGUAACAGCGUGGGCUCCUGGCUUCCUCCGCUCCAUAAAGAAGGUGUACCUGCCCGCUCGGAUGCAGAAGGCCGGUCGCGUGGACUUCGUCCUGAAGAUGGCGCCACUGGAGGCCGAGGAGGACGAUGCCACUGCUGACCUCUCCUUCCUCUACGGUCCAGCCAUCCCUGCAGCGUACGAGCGCUUCGACCCGUACAACCAGUUCGCCCGCUACAGUGUGCGCUCCACGGGCGAGAGGGGCCUCGAGCGCCAGGAGAACCCCUGGUGGUUCUCCUACUUUGCCCGUUCCACGGGCACAGCGCCCAACUGGCUGCUCAAAAUAGAUUAGUGCACCAGCGCACUCCUGGCUGCAGGGAGGUGUCAUUGCAGAUUCCAAAUGGCCUAUUAGAGUUAUCGCAAAUUAGUCUUCACACUCCAAAACCUUAUAUUUGUCAGUGAAGGGCAACCAGGCUGAAAACCCAGGGCAAUGUACUGCAUCUGCUCCAUCUAACACAUUCCCAGCUUCAGUGCUUUGUAGUUCAGUAAUAAAAAUAUCCAUUGUCAAUCCUAGAAUCGGAAAGCAAAAAAAACCCAAAAUCUCGACAUGUUUACUUUCUAACAGGUAGGCCCUAGGGAUAAAUGCGUAGAACAGUAGUAAAAUGGAGAGAGGGGUGUUUCAUUUAUUCUAAAAUUAAAUGAUAUAAUUAUAUACAUUGUAUAUUAUCAUUUUGUGUAAGUAAGACUACGUGCCACUGGACCGGAGCACAUGGGGGAGCCCAGGUUGCCCUUCACUGCUGUAAGCUUUUGCACUCUCAUAGUUUGUCAAUAUAAGGAGAAUCAGCAUUUAAAACAUGAGGCUGUGUGUGUGUGUGUGUGUGUCUGUGCGUGCGUGUGUGUGUGAGAGAGAGAGAGGGGGAGAGAGAGAGAGAGAGAGAGAGAGAGAGAGAGAGAGAGAGAAAUUUUGAGUGUGCGUGUGCAUGUCUGCCUCGUGUGUGUGUGUGUGUGUGUGUGUGUGUGUGUGUGUGUGUGUGUGUGUGUGUGUGUGUGUGUGUGUGUGUGUGUGUGUGUGUGUGUGUGUGUGUGUGUGUGUCUGUGUACAUUGAUAAGGUCACAUCUGCUGCAUAAUAGUCUCAGAUUGAGUUGUCAUGCU
Messenger RNA from Engraulis encrasicolus (European anchovy), 2948 nucleotides. Its product is annotated as carboxypeptidase Z-like. NCBI's taxonomy places the organism in Eukaryota, Metazoa, Chordata, Actinopteri, Clupeiformes, Engraulidae. Gene Ontology annotation, molecular function: protein binding; metallocarboxypeptidase activity; zinc ion binding. The record is from RefSeq and is a predicted model, not a curated record. Gene Ontology annotation, biological process: peptide metabolic process; protein processing. The transcript has 13 exons. Bases 105 to 2147 code for a protein of 680 amino acids.